Protopterus annectens (West African lungfish) is the source of this 1914-nucleotide messenger RNA. RefSeq names its product ATP synthase F1 subunit alpha (gene ATP5F1A). Gene Ontology annotation, molecular function: ADP binding; proton-transporting ATP synthase activity, rotational mechanism; ATP binding. The record is from RefSeq and is a predicted model, not a curated record. NCBI's taxonomy places the organism in Eukaryota, Metazoa, Chordata, Ceratodontiformes, Protopteridae. Gene Ontology annotation, biological process: proton transmembrane transport; proton motive force-driven ATP synthesis. Bases 103 to 1764 code for a protein of 553 amino acids. The transcript is spliced from 12 exons.
UCUGCAGUACGUGUGCCAUCUUCUCACUCCGCGUUAAGAACCUUAAGAGCUGUUUAGCGGAGGAAGACUGGGAAGGAAGGGUGCAGUGUGCAAAUCACAAAAAUGCUUUCUGUCCGUGUUGCUGCAGCUCUCGUCCGUUCUCUUCCUAAACAGACUGGCAUUGUUUCUAAAAAUGCACUGUAUGCUGCAUCAGUAGGUACCAGGAAUUUACAUGCGUCAAAGACAUGGCUUCAGAAGACAGGUACUGCAGAAGUGUCCUCUAUCCUGGAGGAGCGUAUUCUUGGCGCAGAUACGUCUGCUGCGCUGGAAGAGACUGGGCGUGUCUUGUCAAUUGGGGAUGGAAUUGCUCGUGUGUAUGGCUUAAGGAAUGUCCAAGCAGAAGAAAUGGUUGAAUUUUCAUCUGGUUUGAAGGGUAUGUCCUUGAAUUUGGAACCUGACAAUGUUGGUGUUGUCGUAUUUGGUAAUGACAUGCUCAUUAAGGAAGGGGACGUAGUCAAGAGAACUGGAGCUAUUGUUGAUGUUCCUGUAGGAGAAGAACUGCUGGGCAGGGUUGUAGAUGCACUGGGCAACCCAAUUGAUGGAAAGGGCCCAUUCAAAUCUAACCUGCGUAGAAGAGUUGGUCUGAAGGCUCCUGGCAUCAUUCCCAGGAUCUCUGUACGCGAGCCCAUGCAGACUGGAAUAAAAGCAGUGGACAGUUUGGUACCUAUUGGUCGUGGUCAACGAGAAUUGAUCAUUGGUGACAGGCAGACUGGUAAAACUGCACUUGCCGUUGACACUAUUAUUAACCAGAAAAGAUUCAAUGAUGGAACUGAGGAGAAGAAGAAAUUGUAUUGCAUCUAUGUUGCCAUUGGUCAGAAGAGAUCCACAGUCGCUCAACUUGUUCAGAGGCUUACAAAUGCAGAUGCGAUGAAGUACACCAUUGUGGUCUCUGCAACUGCCUCAGAUGCUGCUCCUCUGCAGUACUUGGCUCCAUACUCUGGCUGCUCAAUGGGAGAAUACUUCAGGGACAACGGAAAACAUGCAUUAAUCAUUUAUGAUGACUUGUCUAAACAGGCUGUUGCCUACCGUCAGAUGUCAUUGUUGCUGCGUCGGCCUCCAGGACGUGAGGCAUACCCUGGAGAUGUGUUCUAUUUGCAUUCCCGUCUUCUUGAGAGGGCAGCCAAGAUGAAUGACAACUUUGGUGGUGGUUCUUUGACUGCACUGCCAGUCAUCGAAACUCAGGCUGGUGAUGUGUCUGCUUACAUUCCAACUAAUGUGAUUUCCAUUACUGAUGGACAGAUCUUCUUGGAAACUGAGUUGUUCUACAAGGGUAUACGUCCUGCCAUCAAUGUUGGAUUGUCAGUGUCUCGUGUCGGAUCUGCUGCCCAGACAAGAGCCAUGAAGCAAGUGGCUGGAACAAUGAAACUGGAACUGGCCCAGUAUAGAGAGGUAGCUGCAUUUGCUCAGUUUGGUUCUGAUUUGGAUGCUGCUACACAACAGUUGUUGAAUCGUGGUGUUCGGCUCACUGAACUCCUAAAACAAGGACAGUAUGCUCCAAUGGCUAUUGAAGAACAGGUAGCUGUUAUUUAUGCUGGUGUCAGAGGUCACCUGGAUAAAGUAGAGCCUAGCAAAAUUACCAGCUUUGAGAAGGCUUUCCUUCCCCACAUUCGCAGCCAAUAUCAGCCCUUGUUAGACACGAUUAGGACUGAAGGAAAGAUCAACGAGGAAGUAGAGGCCAAGCUGAAAGAGAUUGUCACAAAUUUUUUGGCUACCUUUGAAGCAUAACCAUUAAUGUUCUUCCUGUACCAGUCUGCUGUUUGCCACCAUUUCUCUUAGUAUUUCUGGUUCUGUUUGUCAUGAACUUGUCAAAAGCUGCUGCUUUUGUUUUACUGUACAUAUAUCUCUAAUGGAGAAUAAAAGAUCUGAUUUAUGGAA